Molecule: messenger RNA, 660 nt
Organism: Vanessa tameamea
Lineage: Eukaryota; Metazoa; Arthropoda; Insecta; Lepidoptera; Nymphalidae
Exons: 2
Coding region: 181-654 (157 amino acids)
Biological process (GO): protein folding; chaperone-mediated protein complex assembly
Cellular component (GO): cytosol; nucleus
Molecular function (GO): protein-folding chaperone binding; Hsp90 protein binding
Source: RefSeq, a predicted model, not a curated record
GCACCACAUUGCACAGAGUAUAAUACUUUAUAAAUUGUCGGCAUUUGGCGCAUUGCUUCCAGUAAUUUGUAGGUAGUAUUUUAGAAUAUCUAAUUUAAUUAAGAUAGGCGUGAAAGUAAAAAGUAUCAAUUGUUUAUAUUUAACGUAAUAACAAUAGUAUUUUAAACCUAUUUAAACACAAUGAGUAUGGAAGCAAUUGCAACUCCGCCUUCGGUUUCAUGGGCACAGAGAAAUGCCAUUGUGUUUUUAACUUUUAAUGUGGAAUGUGAAAAACCAGACAUUAAAAUAGAGAAAAAAUCUAUUUCCUUUAAAGGGAUUUGUAUACCUGAACAGAAAUUGUACGAAGUUGAAAUACCGUUAUAUGCAGAAAUAGAUCCAGAAAAGAGUACUCAUGUAAAUAAAGGCAGGCUUAUUGAGGUUGUCUUAGCUAAAGAGCGGCCGGAUGAGACGUACUGGCCUUCUUUGACCAGUGACAAAAAGAAACACCACUGGCUUAGAGUAGAUUUUAACCGGUGGCAGGAUGAAGAUGAGAGUGGUACGGAGCUAGAUGAAAAUUAUGAUAUGUUCUCAAAUAAAAUUGGUGACUUUGGAGACGAAUAUGAGAAUGAUGAUUCAAGCUCUAUCGAAGAAGAAGAUUUACCAGAUGUAGAAUAAAGACCU